Molecule: messenger RNA, 1202 nt
Organism: Zophobas morio
Lineage: Eukaryota; Metazoa; Arthropoda; Insecta; Coleoptera; Tenebrionidae
Exons: 9
Coding region: 138-1202 (354 amino acids)
Biological process (GO): lysyl-tRNA aminoacylation
Cellular component (GO): cytosol; cytoplasm
Molecular function (GO): lysine-tRNA ligase activity; ATP binding; tRNA binding
Source: RefSeq, a predicted model, not a curated record
UAGGCUUUCCUGGAAAAACGAAAACAGGCGAACUAAGCCUUUUUAGCACAAAAAUUAAGGUUUUAGCGGUUUGCGAUCAUCCUAUACCGAAGCAGUUGCUAAACAAAACUUUGAGAUAUAAAAAUCGCUGCUUGGACAUGCUUGUUUCCUCAAAAUUUUCCAAUAUUUUACGUGUUCGGUCUAAAAUAAUACGUGAAAUUAGGAAAUAUUUUGAUGAAAAUAAUUUUGUAGAGGUAGAAACGCCGGUGCUUUCUCAUACAGCCACCGGAGCGCUUGCAAAGCCGUUCGUAACUAAAUUCUCUAGUUCGGAUAGGAAACUCUUCUUGCGGAUCGCACCCGAAAUUUUUUUAAAGACUCUUGUGAUUGGUGGUCUUGAACGGGUUUACGAAAUUGGAAAACAAUUUAGAAAUGAAGGGUUUAGCCACCGGCAUUAUCCGGAGUUCACUAGUAUUGAAUUUUAUGAGGCUUAUGCUGAUAUGAAAGGGCUCGUGGCUCGCACGGAAGCAUUGUUUCGCCACGUGGUGAGGGCUGUGAAGGGGGCGCUUGCCGUUGAAAUUACUCCAAAAGUUUCCAGCGCCGAAGAGCCGCAUGCAAGAAAAGCUGUUAUUCUCGACUUUUCCAAGCCAUUUGCAAGAGUCCACGUGUUGAAGGCCAUUUUUGAAAAAACGGGGCUUUCUGUUGAUGUGUUUGAUAAAAACUUGGAGAUCACUUUGAGAACGCUGUGCACGCGACAGAGCAUCGCCUUUAAAGCCAGCGAUUCGCGGAUACAACUAUUUGAUGGACUCGUCUCGAGCUUGAUUGAGCCAUCCUGCGUGCAGCCGACCUUUCUUGUGGGCUUUCCGUCGUUCAUGAGUCCGUUAGCGUGCGACUCUCCCAGCGAGCCCGGCAUAAGCGAGAGGUUUGAGUUCUUUGUGAACGGGAUGGAGCUAUGCAACGCUUAUACGGAGCUCGGAGACCCCAUGAAGCAGCGGCAGAAGUUUAUGGAAUAUGAAGAGUUGCAAAAUAGGGAAAGUUCCAACCACGUGGCUAUGAACGAGGAGUUUUGCAAGGCUCUCGAGUAUGGCUUACCCCCGACCGUCGGUUGGGGAAUGGGCAUAGACCGGCUCACGAUGCUUCUCACCAACUCAUCCUCUAUUCGCGAAGUCAUAUCUUUUCCCACUUUGGACUACGAAUCUCUCGGAUACCAACAGAAGCAACAAUAA